AUCCAUCGUCGCUCUAUAUCUGAGGGAGAGCUGCUGAACGGAGAGUAAACAGGGGUCGCCGGAAGCAAGGGAAUCCGACGCCAAGUAGAUCGGCCGGCAGGCAGCGAAGAAGAAGAAGAAGAAGAUGUCGUGGCAGACAUACGUCGACGAACACCUCAUGUGUGAGAUCGAGGGCAUCCGCCUCUCCUCCGCCGCCAUCGUCGGUCACGACGCCACCGUCUGGUCUCAGAGCUCCUCCUUCCCUCCGUUGAAGCCUGAAGAAAUUACUGCAAUUAUGAAUGAUUUUGCUGAGCCAGGCUCUCUUGCUCCAACCGGUUUGUACCUUGGGGGAGCGAAAUACAUGGUGAUCCAAGGCGAACCUGGGGCUGUCAUUCGGGGAAAGAAGGGACCUGCUGGUGUUACUGUUAAAAAGACCAACCAAUCAUUGGUAAUUGGGCUCUAUGAUGAGCCCAUGACACCAGGCCAAUGCAACAUGGUUGUUGAAAGGCUUGGUGAUUAUCUCAUCGACCAGGGUCUCUAAUCACUUCUGUCAGUCAAAUAAUGAGUAUACUAUUACAUGAGGUUGUGAAACAAACACUAUUUGGGGCUUGAGAAGUGCUGGAUGUGAUCAUCUGAGUCAAAAGUUUGUGUCUAUUUUUUCCUUUGCUCUGUUCUUGUAAACGUUUACUAUGAUUUCCAAGUGAGGCAAGUAUUUGCUUUGGAGUGCUUGUACUUUAAUAAACUUCCAAUUUAAUUGAAGCACCUCAUAAAUAUAAUGCGGUUUGAAUAA
This is a messenger RNA of Diospyros lotus (date-plum), 769 nucleotides long. RefSeq names its product profilin-1-like. NCBI's taxonomy places the organism in Eukaryota, Viridiplantae, Streptophyta, Magnoliopsida, Ericales, Ebenaceae. The transcript has 4 exons. Gene Ontology annotation, molecular function: actin monomer binding. Gene Ontology annotation, cellular component: cell cortex. Bases 125 to 520 code for a protein of 131 amino acids. The record is from RefSeq and is a predicted model, not a curated record.